Messenger RNA from Striga asiatica, 690 nucleotides. The record is from the annotation of a GenBank genome assembly. Lineage: Eukaryota; Viridiplantae; Streptophyta; Magnoliopsida; Lamiales; Orobanchaceae.
AUGCAGUGCUCGAUGGUGGCGUCUAGGGAAUUUGUCGCGGUGUGGAGGUGUUUGGAGGGCGUGGGAGGUGGGUUAUUGGGGUCGGGCGACCCGGUAAGAAGAAAAAGUGGUCCAUCCCUUAGAAACCUAGCAAGUACUGUGAACCCAACUUUGUUUCCACCACUGUCAAGUCAUGAAGAUGAAAGUAUGGUGAUGGAAGAAAUUUCUACACAACAGUCCCAGACACCUUUGAUGGCCACAAUGCAAAGAUCAACUCCUGGACCAUCCAUGUAUGAGCAGUUAGUCAGAGGAAACCCAGUGCAGCCUACAAAAGCCACACAUGGAGUUCAAAUCAGAGGGCCUCCUACAUUUACUGGAGAGAAAACUGUUUUUUUUGUGGGAAGCAGCAUUACAUUAGCUCAUGAAAAGGUUGUAGUUGAUAAGCGGAAAAAGUACUUGGUACUUAACAAAAAAGGUCAUGGCAAUGACAAACUGAAAAUUGAGUUUCUUCAAUUUCUUGUUUUCUUCAUCAAACUUCAGAACCUCGAAUUUUUCAAUGUCAGCACUCUUACUCGAUUCUUCUAUUUCAUUCAAUCUCCUGAGCAACCCAGGAAUUAUUUGUUGAGCACGGGCACAAAGAGGAGGAUCGACCCAUCCAAAAAACUUGCAUCCUCCUCCCUGAAUUCCAGCAAAAAUAAAAUAAAUAAAUAA